CAACACCCUUCACCAUGUCGUCGACGUACUCGAUCGAGGAGCUCAUCGCGAUGCCGGUGCUCGAGCGCUACGAAGCGUUCCGGGCGAUCGAGAACGUGGCCGAGCGGCGCGCGGUGACCGCCCAGGUGCACAAGGAGAUCGUGGUCCUCUGGAAGCAGCACCCGCGCUGGGGCGGCAUGGCCGCGCACCUCGUGCAGGACAUCCACCCGUACUACCGGUCGGGCUUCGAGCGCCUCAUGCGUGCGUGCGAGGCCAAGCGCGAGGUCGAUAAGACCAAGUUCCGCCACCUCAACAACAGCCUGCACCACCACCACAGCAUUGAGGACCACGCGUGGUUCCCGCGCCUCAAGGAAGGCCACGAGGAGUUCAUUCCCGAGAUCCGGCAGCUCGAAGCCGACCACCGCAACCUCGUCGUGCUCGAGAAGCGCGUCAUGACCGGCGACUUUGCCGCACUCGCCGAGUUUUACCACGGCCUCAUCGACCAUCUCAACCGCGAAGAGAUGAUCACGGUGCCAUGGCUCCUCGAUGGCACCGGCGCGCUCUACUUUUAAGCACGACCGCUGUAUUAUCUAUAUACCUCGAGACUCUCCGUAUU
Molecule: messenger RNA, 595 nt
Organism: Saprolegnia parasitica CBS 223.65
Lineage: Eukaryota; Oomycota; Saprolegniomycetes; Saprolegniales; Saprolegniaceae
Exons: 1
Coding region: 15-551 (178 amino acids)
Source: RefSeq, a predicted model, not a curated record